GUCUAGAAAGAAGUUACUCCGGGCGGGAGAGCUUCCAUGCAACUCAUUCUUUCGAUCAGCAUAAUUCCGUCAGAAGGUGGUGGAGAUUAGGGAUUGAAGAUGUUUGCUGGUAUCUCGCAGAUAGGUGCAGUCCACGACGCAACAAGGAAGAUACUUCCUCCAACGCCUGUCAGGUUUCCAAAAUGUGUGCCCAAAACGGAAGACAAGUUCCCACCCACUCGAGAUGCCGGUUCAUUGGUCAGCCUCCUUCAAACAGUCCACCGACCAGCUGAUAUCAAGCCUUUGCACUUCGAAGCACUCAAAAUCCACGUGAUACCCGAUGCCUCUCCCGAAGAACUCAUCCCUGAUGCUAGCUUCUUACCGCCGUCCAAAGACUGGGAUGUCGUCCCUCAAGAAGAACUACCAGAAGCCAACGAGCAAACCCGCAAGCCACUUAAUAAUGGCAACCUCUCUCCAGGCAUUCAGACCUAUCGAGAACGUCAAAAAGAGCUUCUGAUAGACAACACCGCCGCGUUCCGCACAAUACGUCGCAUUCCUGCACCGGUUGGCGAGACGGCCGCUCGUCUAGGUAAUGCUUAUGAGUUCUACAAGAACUUGGAAUUUUUCUCUGGGUAUUGGCACGAUACGUCAAUUCCUCCUAAGCCGGAACCAUCUUCUGAAGAGACCACUUCUGAGGAGGAAAAGAAGGAUGCUACACCACCUCACUUACAGACCCAUAUCCGUACAGGAACAGGCCUCCAGCUUCCCCCGGACUACAGGCAGAACCUCCUCACAGCAUUUGUGAAGCUUGUCGCUUAUGACUUCGGCUGCAACGUCUCGUUUCCUCGUACAGAGCCUAGAUUACAUCUCACUCCAAAGAAGCCAUCUGACCCACCAUCAUACUUCAACUCAUCUGUAACGUUCGUCUACAGGACUCCAAAAGAGAGAGCCAUGGCUCGAGCAGGUGUAGUAGAAGGCCCAGUAGCAGCGUUGAGCGCAAGAGCGAGUACAGUCUUCAUUACCAAAGCCGAAGAAUGGCUAGACCUCGCCCGAGAAGUCGUCGCCGUUCUCCUCACCGCCCAACAAAGAUCCCGAGAAAAGAAGACCGAGAAGAGAUUCGGCGAAGGGAAAUGGUGGACCACUACUCCUCGCUGGGGUGGCGGUGCAGGUGGACCCAUCGGCCGGGAAGGCGACAAAAUCGACGAGCUUGCUGGCCCAGAAAAGUUACCAGCAGCUGAACUUGGUGAUGUACCUCCUCCGCCUGGAACGAGGGUAGCGAGCGAGGUCAAGAGACAGAUUGGUGGUAUCAAUGGGCCGAGUCCUAAUAAACGCAGCAAGAAAGUCAAAGAGGGAGGCAAUAUGCAAAUCUAUGAUAAUUAUCGCAAGAUGAACCCCCCUGGACCGACUUGGGAUCGAAAAGCCAAGUACAUGUCGAUAGGGAAGGUUGAGGGGGUAGGAUAUGACGAUGUGUUUCUUGUCAGCGCGUUAAAUCAUCAUAUUUGUGUUGUUCGGGCGAGGAUACCGGAGAGUCUACUCGAGGUUCUUGACGGGGGAGAGGAGAAGGAGUGGGAGAGAGUUAGCAUGUGGAGGAGUAAGUGGUUUGAUAUGUAUCUUGGCAAGGAGAGGGUCGAGGCUAUGGAACUGGUGUGGGGGAUGAUGGCUUGGUUGAUGAGGAAGAUUGAGGGUCUCAAGGGCCCAGUUGAGGAUGAAGAUGAUGGCGAUGAUGGCAAGGCGGAGAAGAUGGAUUUGAGCUAGAUUGCACUGUGACGAGAGAUGAAUAAAUGAGCGCGCGUUAGCAUGAGUUGGGAUAGAUCCGACUCUGUGGCCCAUGGUGGAUUAGAUUGAUAGAUUGGUGUUUAGGUACUUGGGAUAUGCAUGAAAUGUCAGGUAAUGCAGAAGUGAGAACAAUUGCUCUGCCUAAGUCGAGCACUCCUGAUGACACAUCUCUCCUGACUUUCUUAUCGUCACCAUCGCCUCAAGCCGCAUACGCCAUCUAGUCUCAAUUAUGUCAGAUCCGAAAUGCAAAAACACAUGCUGAAUCAUCGCUACUCGGUCUCCUGAUCAACACUCCUAGUUGGUCGAUAUAAAAUUGGCGAGAAAAAUCAGGGGUAA
Mollisia scopiformis is the source of this 2091-nucleotide messenger RNA. RefSeq lists its product as uncharacterized. The coding region runs from base 100 to 1734 and encodes 544 amino acids. The transcript is spliced from 2 exons. The record is from RefSeq and is a predicted model, not a curated record. NCBI's taxonomy places the organism in Eukaryota, Fungi, Ascomycota, Leotiomycetes, Helotiales, Mollisiaceae.